Entrophospora sp. SA101 is the source of this 1785-nucleotide messenger RNA. The record is from the annotation of a GenBank genome assembly. Lineage: Eukaryota; Fungi; Glomeromycota; Glomeromycetes; Entrophosporales; Entrophosporaceae.
AUGUCUCAAAUAAAUAAAAACGAAAAUAACAAAAAUAUUGCAUUAACAAUCGAGAAAAAAAUAGAAAAUUGGAAAUUUUGGAAUUAUUUUCGCAAUAAACAAAACACAAAUAAUGAUUUAGAAAAUGGAAGCCAUGAUUUACGUAGAAAAAUUAUUGAAAAUAUUCACGGACGUGUUAAUCCAGGUGAAAUUCUCGCUAUAAUGGGACCAUCUGGAUGUGGUAAAACAACUCUAUUAAAUCUUCUCGGAAAUAGAGUAAAUAGUAAAAAUGUUGAAGGGACAAUACUUAUGAAUGGUCAUAAACCUACAAAAGAUUCAAAACGAUUUGUGUCUUAUUGUACACAACAUGAUAUAUUCUUUCCUCAAUUGACAGUACGAGAGACUUUAAAAUAUACCGCUUUAUUGCGUCUUCCACGUAUAAUGUCAAAACGUGACAAAUUAAAGCAAGUUGAAAAUGUGAUUCAACUAUUGAAUCUGUCUAAAUGUUCAAACACACUGAUUGGAAAUAGUGGAUCUGGAGGUAUUUCAGGCGGUGAAAGAAAACGUGUUAGUAUUGCAAGCGAAUUGUUAACGGAUCCUAGCAUUAUAUUAUUGGAUGAACCGACCUCGGGACUUGAUUCUUCGUUGGCUUUAGAACUCACAAACAUUUUAAAAACUUUUGCAUUAAAACAUUCUAAAACAAUCAUUAUGGUUAUUCAUCAACCAUCCUCACAAGUAUUUGAGCUUUUGGAUAAAUUACUACUAAUGGCCGAUGGUCGCAUGGUAUAUUUUGACGACCAAAAGAAAAUAGUAGAUUAUCUUGCGAACGAAGGAUUCAAAUGUCAGUCUAAUUUCAAUCCUGCCGAUUAUAUAUUGGAAUUAUUAAACGACGAUAAAAGUAAAAAAAAAUUAAUAAAGUCUUAUGCCGAAAAAAUAAGUAACGAUCCACAAGGAAAAGAAAAAGUUACAAUUCCAUCAAAUAAACGAAUAACAGUUGAAUAUCGCUGGGAGGCUACAUUUUCACAACAGAUAAAGAUAUUAGCAGAAAGAUCUUUUAAACAACAAAAAGGUGUAAUUUUGUCAAAAAUUAAUGUUAUACAAACAAUUGUUUUGGGAAUUGUUGUUAUUUUAGUUUGGUUACGAAUACCUUUUGAAGAACAAAACCUUAGUGAUAGAUAUGAUAUUGAGAUGUUAUCUAAAGAAAGACAAUCAAGGUCCUAUCGAUUAUCUUCGUAUUUCAUAGCAAAACAAUUGGCCGAAUUGCCGUUAAUAUUACUACAUCCAGCAGCAUUCGUUAUUAUGACCUAUUCGGCAACUAAUUUAUUACCUUAUGCUGAUAGUUUUUUCGCUUAUUUGUUCGCAAUGUUAUUAACGAGUAUAACCGCUCAAAGUUUUGGUUAUUUAUUUGGUGCAGCUCUAUUAGAUAUUCGAAAAAGCAUAUCUGUUUCCACGAUAUUUGUCUUGACGUCUAUGUUAUUGAGUGGUUUCUAUGUACAAAAUUUACCUUACGGAUUAGAAUGGUCACAAUAUCUUUCGUUCAGUCGUUAUUCAUACUCCUUAUUAAUGUUGAUUCAAUUCGGCACAAGUCGAUCAUAUUUUAAAUGUUCAUCUUUUGGUGAAAAAAGCGAUUACAGCGAAUGUUUAAAUCCAAAUUCAAAUGCUAUUUUACCUGGUGUUUCUGUAUUAGAUAGACUUCAUUUACAUGACUUGAAAUGGUUUGAAGAUGUUAUAAUAUUGAUUUUGAUUUGUAUUGGAAUAAGAAUUUUAUCUUAUUACGCUCUAAGAAGAUCGACUAAAUUACGUUGA